AUGAGAAGACUCGCCUUCGAUCUGGCAGAGAGGAUGGGAAUCAAGCACAGGUUCAGCAAAGGAAAGGGGUAUGCAGGAGUGGAUUGGUUCAGUGGCUUCAUGAAGCUCAACCCUCAACUUGCAGCGGGGCAGUACGUCCCGUCCCUCUUCAUCUUCCCCCAGAAGACGAUGAAUGAACACCUGCUGGUUGGAGCACCUCCAGGGUCCAUUGGAAGGGUGAGUGACUCAGGCUUUGUGGACAGUACCAUAUUUGUCGGCUGGCUCCACCACUUUGCCCGCAGUGUUGGUUGUACCCCUGAGGAACCCCACAUCCUCAUCCUCGAUGGGCACCACUCCCAUAAGACCCUGGAGGCUGUUCUGACAGCAAGAGGCCAUGGAGUGAUUCACAUCACUCUGCCACCCCACUGCAGCCACAAGCUGCAGCCCUGCAACUGCAGCAGUUCUAUUGGAGUUGUCCCUAAGGCCGAGGAUCCAGGAGGCGAGACGAGGAAGAGGAAUGCAGAGUCUGCGGCUGGUGGAUCUGAUGAGAGUCUGACAGCAGAGGAGCAGAUGUACAUUCUGUAUGACAUUAAACUCCAAUGCCACCAGAACCUCUCCACCCGCGACCCUGCAGAUGACCUUUGCCCCCCUGGUUGGGACGGCCUGGUUUGCUGGCCUCAGGGUUACCCAGGAGCUGUCACCAAGGUCCCCUGCCCCAGCUAUGUCUACGACUUCAACCACAAAGGUUACACCUACAGGAAGUGUGACAUCAAUGGGUCGUGGGUGUUUGUAGAGAGCCUGAACAGCACGUGGCCAAACUACUCAGAGUGUCUGGGCCCUGGGUUUAUGAAGCCAAGCAACGAGAGAGGGAAACAGAAUUUCUUUGAGCGGCUGUAUGUCAUGUACACUGUGGGCUAUGCUGUGUCCUUCAGCUCUCUACUAGUGGCUAUCUUCAUCAUUGGAUACUUCAGGCGUCUCCACUGUACCAGGAACUACAUCCACAUCCACCUGUUUGUCUCCUUCAUGCUCCGAGCCGUCAGCAUCUUCGUCAAGGACCGGGUGGUGUACGCCAGCGCCGGCCUGCAGGAGUUUGAUGCGGUGCUCAUGGACAACUUCAAGACUGUGGCCAUGGCACCAUUGGACAACUCUCAAUAUAUUGGGUGUAAAGUGACAGUGCUGCUGUUCAUCUAUUUCUUGGCGACUAACUACUACUGGAUCCUAGUGGAGGGCCUGUACCUCCAUAGUCUCAUUUUCAUGGCCUUCCUCUCUGACACAAAAUACCUGUGGGGCUUCACCCUCAUCGGAUGGGGUGUUCCAGCUCUGUUCGUGGCAGCAUGGGCAGUUGUCCGGGCAACACUAGCAGAUGGAAGGUGCUGGGAGUUAAGUGCUGGGAACAUUAAGUGGAUAUACCAGGUUCCCAUUCUGACAGCCAUCGGACUCAACUUUAUCCUUUUUGUGAACAUUGUGCGAGUGCUGGCGACAAAGAUCAGGGAGACCAAUGCAGGGAGAUACGACACAAGAAAACAGUACAGGAAGCUGGCUAAGUCCACCCUAGUGCUGGUGCUGGUGUUUGGGGUCCACUACAUUGUGUUUGUGGGGAUGCCUCACACCUUCCAAGGCCUCAGCUGGGAGGUCAGGAUGUACUUCGAGCUCUUCUUCAACUCCUUCCAGGGGUUCUUUGUAUCCAUCAUCUACUGCUACUGCAAUGGAGAGGUCCAGACAGAGAUCAAAAAGACGUGGACUCGUUGGAACCUGGCGUUUGACUGGAAGGGUCCGGUGGUGUGUGGUAGGUACCGCUACGGCUCGGUGCUCACAGUGCUCAACAACAGCACCAUCAGCCAGUCCCAGCUGGCCGGGAUUGGCCCUGCCACCCGAUCCACCACCCUCUUCUCCAGCCGGGUCUACCGGAGCAACGGACCCCCUACACUCAGCACCCAUGCCACCCUGCCUGGCUAUGUCAUUAGUAACUCAGACCCAGACAGCCUCCACCCCUCCAUACCUGAGGAACCAGAGGAGGACAGUGCCAAGCAGGUGGAUGACAUCUCUCUGAAGGAGACGCUGCCUGUACUCAAUAGUAGCAUGACCGUAGAUGAUGAUGAGGAGACACUGUAGACAAAGGGAGAGACUGGAGGAUUUCCUGAAUAUGAAUAAUAUAUAUCUUGGCUGGGAAAAACACCAGGCCUUUGGGAUAGGGACCAAAGACUCCUGGCCCUAGACUUGGAACCGCAUGUUCAUUCAUAGAGAUACAAAUGUGAUAGUGCUGUGCGGGUUGACGCAUAACCCGCAGUCCCCACGGUUAUAUCCGCAAGGCGGGCGGGUUUAGUGUCCG
Salmo salar (Atlantic salmon) is the source of this 2308-nucleotide messenger RNA. Its product is annotated as parathyroid hormone 2 receptor. Gene Ontology annotation, cellular component: plasma membrane. Gene Ontology annotation, molecular function: nucleic acid binding; parathyroid hormone receptor activity; peptide hormone binding. The record is from RefSeq and is a predicted model, not a curated record. Gene Ontology annotation, biological process: cell surface receptor signaling pathway; adenylate cyclase-modulating G protein-coupled receptor signaling pathway. Lineage: Eukaryota; Metazoa; Chordata; Actinopteri; Salmoniformes; Salmonidae.